AUGAUCGACAAGGACGGACUAGUCAGGGUUGGAGGACGCUUGCACCACUCGCAAUUGUCCACAGAGGCGAAACAUCCAGUUUUGCUACCGAAAUCUCAUCGCAUCACCAAGCUGAUACUUGAAUACGAACACAGGGUCAACCUGCACCCUGGCGUCUCAUCACUCUUUGUUAUGGUACGUCAAACAUUCUGGAUAUUUGGCGCAAGGAACUUGAUAAGGAAAGUCACACACGACUGUUUGGCUUGUUUUCGACAGCGGCAUCAUACAUCACAACAAAGGAUGGCUGAUCUACCCAGCAUUCGUGUCACUCAGGCACUUCCAUUUGUAAACACUGGAUGUGACUAUGCUGGUCCAAUCCUUCUUAAGGAUGGAAAGGGGCGCAAACCGCGCAUUGGUAAGGGCUACAUAUGCCUAUUUGUUUGUCUGGUCACAUCGGCAAUCCAUCUGGAACUUGUAACGGACUUGAGCACCGACUCAUUCUUGGCCGCGCUAAGACGUUUCGUCUCUUUGCGUGGCAAGUGCAACAAAAUCUAUAGCGACAACGGAACGAAUUUCAUUGGAGCUAAACGCUCUCUUGAUGAAAUGCAGAAGCUGCUGGCAUCUCAACCACACAUCGAAAAGGUUAGGAAUGCUCUGGCGAAUGAUGGCAUUCAAUGGGUAUUCAUUCCACCACAUGCUCCUCAUUGGGGAGGAAAAUGGGAAUCUGCAGUCAGAUGCGUAAAGCUGCAUAUUCGCUGA
Drosophila willistoni is the source of this 738-nucleotide messenger RNA. RefSeq lists its product as uncharacterized. The transcript has a single exon. The record is from RefSeq and is a predicted model, not a curated record. Gene Ontology annotation, molecular function: nucleic acid binding. Lineage: Eukaryota; Metazoa; Arthropoda; Insecta; Diptera; Drosophilidae. Gene Ontology annotation, biological process: DNA integration. Bases 1 to 738 code for a protein of 245 amino acids.